Papaver somniferum (opium poppy) is the source of this 894-nucleotide messenger RNA. Its product is annotated as protein JINGUBANG-like. Gene Ontology annotation, molecular function: protein binding. The coding region runs from base 1 to 894 and encodes 297 amino acids. The record is from RefSeq and is a predicted model, not a curated record. The transcript has a single exon. NCBI's taxonomy places the organism in Eukaryota, Viridiplantae, Streptophyta, Magnoliopsida, Ranunculales, Papaveraceae.
AUGUCUCACUCUAAUAACUCAUCAGAAUCAUCAAUUUCAUCAGUCACUUCUCAACCAAGUCUUCCAACUGUUCCAUCACUGACUUCACAAUCUUCAACCCAGAAAUCCUUGACAACCUUUCAUGAAUGUGUUUCAACUCUUAAAGGUCAUUCUUCUUAUGUUUUUUCUCUUGCCCUCUCUGGUAAAUAUCUUUACAGUGGUGAUUCUAAUAAAGAAAUUCGAAUAUGGAGUCAUGAUUCUAACACUCUAAAAUCAGAACAAGUUAAUGAUGUUGAGAAUUCAAUGAAUAACACUUUUGCGAUUGGUAAUGGUGGUGUUAAAUCCCUUGUAGUUUAUGGUAAUAAAUUCUUUAGUGCUCAUCAAGAUCAUAAGAUUCGAGUAUGGUUAAUCGGCAACAACGAAACGACUCAUCUCAAGAAAUACAAACGGUUAGCAACACUUCCAACACUUUCCAACCGUUUAUCAAAGUUAGUCUUACCAAAGAAUCAAAUUCGGAUAAGACGACACAAGAAAUGCACUUGGGUACAUCAUAUUGAUACAAUAUCUGGUUUAGCUUUAUCAGGAGAUGGGUCUCUUUUGUACUCAAUUUCUUGGGAUAGAACAUUUAAAAUUUGGCGAACAUCGGAUUUCAAGUGCUUAAAGUCUGUAACAGAUGCACAUGAUGAUGCCAAAAAUGCUAUUGCGAUAUCUAAUGAUGGUUUAGUCUACACUGGAUCAGUUGAUAAGAAAAUCAAAGUGUGGGGAAUAGUUAAAGAAGAAAAGAAACACUCAUUAAUGGCAAUAUUAGAAAAACAUAAAUCUUCAGUCAAUGUUUCAUAUACCCGGUAUAGAAGGGGAGUGCCCUUAUCGUAUUCGAGUGGGUUGUUAGUAGUAGUUAUUGUUUAUCAUUUGUAA